Struthio camelus australis is the source of this 886-nucleotide messenger RNA. The record is from RefSeq and is a predicted model, not a curated record. Lineage: Eukaryota; Metazoa; Chordata; Aves; Struthioniformes; Struthionidae.
AAGGGUGAAAAGCCAGACCAGGACAAAUUUGCCCCAGUUUUGAUUGUGUGAUAAUGACUGCGUCAAUGAAAAAGAAAUCGAGCUUAGAAUCAGUAAUACAGCUUAAAAGUAAAACAUGAAAGUAGCCAGGUUUCCUUUCAGCCAUUUACUUGUAGACAUAUUAUAGUAACUGUUCUUUAGUAUAACAUAGCAUUUGACUCUGUUUCAACGUUCAGCGCAGGAGGCAGAUCGGUUGGGUAUUGGCAUGGAAACGUCGCUCUUGUUUACAAUUGACCCUAAAGUUGCAUUUCCCCGGCGAGCACAGCCUAAGAUGGUCACAAGAACAAAGAAAAUAUUUGUAGGUGGAUUAUCGGCUAAUACAGUAGUGGAAGACGUAAAGCAAUACUUUGAACAAUUUGGCAAGGUAGAGGAUGCCAUGCUUAUGUUUGACAAGACUACCAACAGGCAUAGAGGACCUGCUCGUGAACGGAAACAAGCACACACACCUGAAAUGCACAGUUCACACUCCGGUUGUAGACAGGGAUUUGGCUUCGUAACUUUUGAAAAUGAAGACGUGGUGGAAAAAGUCUGUGAAAUUCAUUUCCACGAAAUCAAUAAUAAAAUGGUAGAAUGUAAGAAAGCACAACCUAAAGAAGUGAUGUUUCCACCAGGGACGAGAGGAAGGGCACGUGGAUUACCCUAUACCAUGGACGCUUUUAUGCUAGGGAUGGGAAUGUUGGGUUACCCAAAUUUUGUUGCAACGUAUGGCCGAGGAUAUCCUGGAUUUGCCCCAAGUUACAGCUAUCAAUUCCCAGGCUCCACCCCAGCGCGGCCAGGAGGAUUCCCCGGGGCCAACAGCCCGGGGCCCGUCGCGGACCUCUACGGCACGGCCAGCCCGGACUCCGGG